UGGAGGCGGUGGCGGCCGGCCCGCUGCUGGCAAGAGGAAGCGGGGAAACGCACUGGGGCGGCGGCGGGCGGGGUCACGAACUCUGACCUUUCACGGGGGCACGGCACAAAAAAACAAAACAUCCCCCCCCGCGCGGCCCCUAACACAGACCCGGCCCCCCGCCCCGGUACCCCCCGCCGCCACCCUCACGGGGGGAGGGAGGGCCGCCGCCGGGCAUUACCGCCCCGCCGGGCCCAGGUCAGGGUCACCGCCAGGGCACGUUUGGCGCCAAUUCCUGAGGUGCAGACUGUUCAGACCUCAAUAUCUGAAUCUCCAGUGAUGACCAGCCCUUCCCAACGUAUCCAGAUAAUUUCCACAGACUCCUCUGUAGCUUCACCACAACGCAUUCAGAUUGUGACAGAUCAGCAAACAGGUCAAAAAAUCCAAAUAGUGACUGCAGUAGACUCGGCUGUGUCUCCGAAGCAACAGUUCAUCUUAGCCAGUCCAGAUGGAACUGGCGCAGGAAAGGUGAUAUUGGCAGCACCUGAGACACCUAAUGCCAAACAGCUGAUCUUUGCCACCACUGACAACAUUGUGCCAGGCAGAAUUCAGAUAGUGACAGACUCUGCUUCAGUGGAACGUUUGCUGGGAAAAGCAGAUGUUCAGCGGCCCCAGGUAGUAGAAUAUUGUGUAGUCUGUGGCGAUAAAGCAUCAGGUCGUCACUAUGGUGCUGUCAGUUGUGAGGGAUGCAAAGGUUUCUUUAAAAGGAGCGUGAGAAAGAAUUUGACCUACAGUUGUCGUAGCAACCAGGACUGUAUCAUCAAUAAACACCACCGGAAUCGCUGCCAGUUUUGUAGGCUUAAGAAAUGUCUAGAGAUGGGCAUGAAAAUGGAAUCGGUUCAAAGUGAAAGAAAGCCUUUUGAUGUACAACGUGAAAAACCAACCAACUGUGCAGCUUCCACUGAAAAAAUCUAUAUCAGAAAAGACCUACGAAGCCCUCUAAUAGCAACUCCAACAUUUGUGGCAGAUAAAGAUGGGACGCGAUCAGCAGGUCUUCUUGAUCCGGGAAUGCUUGUGAAUAUCCAGCAGCCUUUGAUCAGGGACGAUGGUACAGUCCUCCUAGCUGCUGACUCCAAGGCUGAAACAAGCCAGGGUGCUUUAGGAACACUAGCAAAUGUUGUAACAUCUCUUGCUAAUCUCAGUGAGUCUCUAAAUAAUGGAGAUACUUCUGAAGUUCAACAAGAAGAGCAAUCUGCAAGUGAGAUUACGCGGGCAUUUGAUACUUUGGCUAAAGCACUUAAUACCACAGAUGGUACAGCAGCUCAUAACUUGGCAGAUGGGAUGGAUCCUACAGGAGGAGGGAGUAUUCAUGUAAUUAGUAGAGAUCAGUCAACACCAAUUAUUGAAGUGGAAGGACCCCUACUUACAGAUACACAUGUCACAUUUAAGCUGACGAUGCCCAGCCCAAUGCCGGAGUACCUUAAUGUUCACUACAUCUGUGAGUCAGCAUCACGGCUACUUUUCCUCUCUAUGCACUGGGCUAGGUCCAUACCUGCAUUUCAAGCUCUUGGGCAGGACUGUAACACCAGCCUGGUGCGCGCCUGCUGGAACGAGCUUUUCACCCUGGGCCUGGCACAGUGUGCCCAGGUCAUGAGCCUGUCCACCAUUCUGGCGGCUAUCGUCAACCACCUCCAGAACAGCAUUCAGGAAGAUAAACUUUCUGGAGACAGAAUAAAGCAAGUCAUGGAACACAUCUGGAAACUUCAGGAGUUCUGUAACAGCAUGGCCAAGCUUGAUAUUGAUGGAUAUGAAUAUGCAUACCUUAAAGCUAUAGUCCUCUUUAGCCCUGAUCACCCUGGUCUGACCAGUUCAACCCAAAUAGAAAAAUUCCAGGAGAAGGCACAGAUGGAAUUGCAGGACUAUGUACAAAAAACCUACCCAGAAGAUACUUAUAGGCUAGCCCGGAUUCUAGUUCGCCUGCCAGCCCUUAGGCUGAUGAGCUCUAGUAUUACCGAGGAACUGUUUUUUACUGGUCUCAUUGGAAAUGUUCCCAUUGACAGCAUAAUCCCCUACAUUCUCAAAAUGGAAACAGCAGAAUAUAAUGGGCAAAUAACUGGCACAUCUGCGUAGUGGGAACAACACAAUUUGAUGGAUCGAAGUAAUUUUUGUAAAAACAUAAAAUUGCGAAGUUAAAAAAAUAGCAUUUUGGUAUGUACAGAUAUUUCCAAUUUGUUACCAGUUUCCUGUCAGAUUUCUCCUUGUCUGUUUGACGCUGACAAAAUUUAAGCAGCUAUUAAAAUACCUGCUAUAGAACCUUUUCAGCCACAAGGAAUAUUUUUAAUGCCUUUCAUUUAAAAGGCUAUAGAUUACUGAAAAUACUUUUCACGUGCUUUGUAUUUAGAAAUUAUCAGUGGUUAAAAAUAGAGUUUUAUAAUAUCAGAGAUUAGUAAUAAAAUUACUUUAAAAGUAAAAAGAACAGUAUGUAUAUAUUUAAAAAUAUCCUUGGAAUUAAUAUCUAAUAAAUGCCAGGAUAUAAUACUAGCACUUUGUAAGCACUUCUUGUCAAAGCGACAAUGUCAUCAACAUCCUGCUUAUGAGUAUGGAAACUGAAAAAAAAUUGCCUAUGUCCUUAGUCAAAAUGCUAGUGAUUUCUGUGAAAAUGUAGAAUGCUACAGGAGACAAUCAUUUAUUCUACAAAAAGAUACUUGCUCUUAAGUUAUGCAUGAUGUAUUAACGUGGAUUCUUAAAUCAGAUAUCCACAUUAUUUGAAGCUAUACUCUAUUAAAUGAAUGCAGUUGUAAUUCACAGUACGAUGCGGUCAUAGUGACAAUUACAUGCUGCAGGAAUUACCCAAACUAGGAGAAAAAAUGUGUUUCUUGCCACAGUAAUGAUGAAAUAUUCUGGUUCCUUGAAGUUUCUAUUCAGACCGACACAAUCAUGACAAACGUUACUCUAAUAGGAAGACUUUUGAUUGUGGGGAAAAUCAGUCAUUAACUGGAAGAAUAGUUGUUUUCAAGUAGAGCUGUGUGAUGCUCUUUGUAUUUCCAAAUUUUUCCUUCCUCUGUACUCCUAAACACUCUCUUCGGCCAGCCAAAGGUACAAUUCAAACCCUGGAAUGUGCAGAGCCUCUGGCUGUCAGCAAGAGCAUAUUACAAAGCGUUCCCACUUUAUUUCUCCCCUAAUUCUUCCCUUCCCUGACUGAGCGCUCACACUUUUGCAGUGCUCUCAAACUUCCGUGGCUCAGUUUGAAGCUGAAAUACAAUCAGGAUUUAUGUUGUUGUGUACAAUUGCAGUUAAUGACUGAUAGACCAUGGAGUUAUAGAAUUAACUACUUUUUAAUUGCCUAGAGUUAUGAGCCAUCAUUGUGUUUUCUAGUGUCAGCCAUUAGCUGCUAGCAUUGCCUUCAUUUUAGUAUAGUUUAUUAUUAAAGACAUUAAAUAUUUUAAGCAAUCAAAGUUUUUUUUAAAAGUCAUGGUAAUUAAUACCUUCAUCUGAUCCUGGCUCAGAUGCAUCAAUUAUUUUAAUUAUUUGUAUGGUAGAGGCAUUUUCUACUUGCGUAUUUUUAUGUGACAAAAAUCUAAUGAUAAGUUCUGCACUUUCGUUUUUCUUCUGUUAUUGACAUUUAUUUAGAAACACCAACCAGAUUGGUGUUUGUGUCUUUUAAGGGUCUGACUUGUAGCCAAAAGAUCUUAAGCAGCUCUAGAUGAGGCUUCUGACGUACUAAAAAGUCCUGACCUGGUUUGUGUCAUUCUCAUCAGGAGGCUCACGGUUGUAGCACUCUUUGUGACACAGAAGGCUACUUAAUUUUAGUUUCUGGAUGCAUUACAGUUUUCUACAGUCACCAUUGUUACAGCAUUCAGGAUCUUCUUUUCUCAAAAGGGUGUUACAAAGAGUCAAAUAUGCAUGCAGAGAUUUGUAAUAUUGCACUUUCAUUUCUCUUGGCUUUUGCUAUAGCAAACAAAAUUGUCAUUUUUUUCAUAUGAUGGAAGGUCUGCGCUCUGAAUAUUAAGUCAACUGGAAUAGAGAAUUUUGUACUAGCUGUUUUAUUGCAGUGUAACUUUUUGUGUGAUUGUGUCAGCACUUCGAUGCAAACUCCCUGUUUUAAGGGUAUACAACUUAAAAUCAAUUGUGAUAUUAACAGCAUCAGAAGUUGCUACCUUGGAAAUAGUUGUGGCCGUUUCUGUUAAAAUUUAAAAUUUUAUUGCAUUAUGUCAUUGUUGUUCUAAAAGCAGUAUGCAUUGAAUUAUUGUGAUUUUUUCAUUGCAAAAAAAAAUUAUGCAGUUUAAUUUGCUUUCAGUAUUAUGUAAAAAUCACUUAAGUGGAUAAGUAAGCAUCAUUAGUGACAUCUUUGUGGCCCUUCAUUGGACCCUCUCCUACGUGUCUCUCCUCGACUGGGGAGCCCGGGCUGGACACAGCACUCCAGAUGUGGCCUCACCAGUGGCGAAUACAGGGGAAGGAUCCUCUCUCUCAACCCGCUGGCCAUGCUUUGCCCAGGGCAGCCCAGGGGACGGUGAGCCUUCAUUGUGGCAAGAGGACGUUGUGGGUCAUGUUCCACUUGGUGGCCUCCAGCAUAUAUUGGUGCCUGGGGUUGUUCCUCCCCAGGGGCAGGACUUUGUGCUUCCCCUUCUUGAACUGCAUGAGAUUCCUCUUGGCCCAUUUCUCCAGGCUGUCAUGGUCCCUCUGGAUGGCUGCAUGGCCCUCCGGUGUAUCACGCAGUGAAGCUGGUCAUCUCUCAGUGAUCCGGGUCUAACCGAGCAGUGAAGCUAUUUUAACUCAUUCAAAGAAAGCUUUUUGUUUUCCUUGUCUGUCCAUCAAUAGGAAGCACAGAACAGAUGAAGGGAUUCUUUCUGCCAGCAGUUCAGGUGUUUCUUGGUAGCAAUAGGAAAGGGCAUAGCUAAGGAAAACGGGCCUCACAAAGUUGUCCCUGCUCUGUGUUAACCUUUGCUGUUACCUCCAGCCUUUGGUGCUUGGGCGUUCAGACCUCUAAGAGAGCAGAGGGAGAACAGUGUGCACGGUGCUGCUGCAGGCUCGGGCACGUUUCACACUGUCUCUGCAGAAGGUACAGGGCUGAUGUUGUUCUUGUCAUUGCUGAGGUUUGUACCACCCCCCUGCCAGUAACCAAAAGAUGGUAACAGGCUAAUCUUACUCGCUUUACUUCUAAAUUAGUUUCAUUUGUUUCUUCUUUGCAAGUGCAUACUUUUGCUUAUGAAUAUGGGACAGGAGAGGUUUUUUUAUUAUUGUAACAUUUAUUGAAAAACUGUUUCUUAAGUAUGGAACUAGCUUGUUUUUGUAAAGGCCAAGUGUCAAUGCCAAACUGGUGUUUACAGAACUAGGAGUCAAAGGACCAUAGCCCUGAAAGUGAAUUCUAAGAAAAGUAACAUCUCACUGAAGCUCUACUUAGUGCCUAAAAUUCACUCUCUCCAGAAUUUUCAAGGUCCUGUUUCUGCUGCUUUUGAAAAUAUAUUUAACUCGGUAGAGACGUAGUGAUAAAGUAUGUGAUUAGCUCUGUCUGAACUUGAUUACAUGUGUAUCUUGGUUGUAAUGCAUUCAGACAAAUGUUAGAAUUCUGUGCUGACUGAAACUGGGGCACGCAGGAAGCAAUAAUGAGGCAGUAAUGUUCAUUCUCCAUGUACUCCAUUUGUUUUGCAACUUUUUUGAGAAGGAACUGAAUUUGAAUCUUGUAGAAGAAAAGAACAAUGAUCAGUAACAUAUAGGAGUAUUCUGGGUUAGCUUUGUAAUAAUGAUUUUUAUUGCAUUUGUGACCAGGGCAAGAAGGUUUACUACUUUUCCCUUAAUUUACUUACAUUGGACGAAAGAUGAGGAACUAAGCUCAUGUGCAGAAGUCACCGUUCUCUCUUUACAUGGCUUGUAAAUGAGAUCUGGUGCUUUUGGUGCCAGGAGAGUCACUCGGGUGUGAAAGUGGUAGAAGAGGAAAAAAUAAUCUCCAAGGAGAAUCCUUCAAAGAGAUCAUACAAGAUUUUAGCUGCCUUAAAAUGUUAGUUUAUUAAGGAGGCUUAGUUUUCCGAGCACUCUGGGGCAAGAAACCAUUGAUGGUCACCACUGAUUACUUGGUACCAUUUACCAAGUCUCUUUUUGCCCUUGGGGCGAGGGGGGACUGAAGGUGCCUGUGCUGGAUGCAUCCUCCCUGGGGUACCCUUGGCCAAGGGCUCGUUCUGGGGUGAAUCAGGCCUGAAGCUUCCAGGCAAAACCAGUUUCCUGACUGUGUUUCUUCUUUGGCAGAGACUGUAAAGCACUGCAAUGUUUUCCUUGCUGUGUGUAGCACACAGGACUUUCACAGAUUCCUGAACGAUUCCAUCAAAGAUGCUGGAGAUGUCACUACAUUUUUCUGGCCAUUAUAAUUAAGACAGUAGUUAGGAUUCUUCCCUGAUUACCUGCUAUUUAAUUUGUAAGGGGUAAUUUUAAAAAGGCCCAAAUAGCAUGAGCAGCAAGGGUAUCAGGAACACAGUUUAGCCAGGAAAAGGACUGGAAAUCUGUGGGCUGAGGAUGCUGCUCAAGCAUCAGUGAUCAGAGCAGCUCCCUGCGACAGCCACCCGUCGGGGCCAGUUCGGGGUGGGUGGCGUGAGCAGAACUGGCCAGUCUGUCAGCCACAGAGAUUGCACUAGCAAAUACCAACAGGAUGAUACCACCCUGAAAAGAAAAGAAAAAAUACAUCAACAUGUUGUUUUUCUAUUUUAAAUCCCUCUCCUCUCCUGCAGUUACUCUUUAGAGUGCAAGAGCAGGGUAGGUGGGUUCUUUUCCAUCUACUCCUGCCUGUAAGAGAAAAAGCAGAACUACCAGGCAGAGGGGAAGCAGGUUCCCAUCUAUGCUGGUAUUUUGCCAGCUCACCACAACCCACAGAGCUGUGUGGUCCGCUCUGAUGAUGGGCCAUGAGAGCAGCACCAGCAUCUGCAGCCCCGAUUCCCUACAGCCGGGGAGGGCAACGAGCUGAGGCCAUGAACGCCGUGCAGAGAGAGAGGACAAAUUGCCAGCAUCUACAGGAACUUGAAUGACAGAAAGUUAGUUUAACGAACAGCUUUAUAUGACAAAUUAACAAGAGGGCAUGGCAAAGGAGAGGAAAGGAAAACUUUGUGCACCUCUUGAUUCUGAAGUUGCUGAAUCAUUUUAACAGUAAAUUCUUCUGAACUAAGUUUAGGCUUAUUGUUUGAUGGAAAAUGCCAUAACGCCUCUUUUUACAUAAUGCUACAGCCCCACUUCUGCAGCAAUCAAUGUUAUCAACAUUAUAUGGGGACUUAUUUGUGCAAAAAAAAAUUAGAACAUUAUUUAUACUGAGGUUGCAAGUUGAAGUUUUCGUAAAGUUUAAAUGCUCUAAGUCUAAAUAUAUUAGACUUGGAAAACAUCAAACCCCAGAAUUACCUUAUUACUGAGCUUUUUGUUGUGAAGUCAAGUUGCAAAGUUCCUCAUAGCUAAUAACUGCCAUAAUGUUCCAUAAUUCCUACAGCCAGUUUUCUCCUCUGAGUUAUAUGAAUGCUUUGAAAAUGGCUUAUUAUUGUUAAAUUCAUGCCUGUCUUCCUUCUUUUUAAAGGGUUUGAUAAAUUUUUACACAUUUUAUUUUGUGCCUCCCACCAUUGUGCAUUUCUGCAUGUCCAAUUCUAAAACUCACUCGAGCAGCUGAUGCAUAUGUACAUAGUUGUAUGUAUGUGUGUAUGAAUGUAUAUGUUUAUACCUGUCUAAAUAUAUUAUGUACAGUGUAUAGAAAGUGUGUAGUGUAUGUAUAUAUGUACAGAUAUGUAGCCAUGUGUUCACACCGUUCUGUGUGUUAAAGCUUUUCAUUCAUUUGCUAAUCCAGAGCUUCCUAGUUCUCCUUUCUUAGCCCAAGCUAAGCCUCGCUUAAGCAGGUGAAUCCUCAUGAAUUUCAGAGUUUUGUACCUUUUUCUAAACCCAGCCUGAUUUUAGUAUUUUCUGUUCAGAACUGACAAAUAUAUUCCAUAAAUUUUCUGGCUUUUACAGUACUCCCUCUACCUUUUCUCAUUUGACAUGUAGAAGCCUGCCAGUGAAUAGGUAAUUGAAGAUAUAAUAUCUUAAAAAUAAAUAACCAUAGUCACAGAAAAUACUCUCCUGUUUUCAAUAUAUACUCAUUCUGUUUCAGCCUUCUGAGAGACUUUUUAGGAAAGUUUUCUUUUCAGUGAAAGUUGGUGUAAGAGAUCGAUUUAUUAUUUUUUUUAAAGUCUUCCGCAGUGGCUAAUUGGAGAAAAACAAGUUGCCCUUUAACAUUGAACUGUAGCACACAGAACAGGAUGCAAUGGAUGGUGUUUAAAAAGUCAAUACUGACAUUGCCAUAAUGAUCACAUGAAACCAAACCAUUAGUUAAACAACGACUGUGUCCUCUCUUCAACGGAAUGACAACAUUUCUGUUACAGUGCUAAUUAAAUAAGAGGGAGGCUGCUCCGUUUAUUUCUUAGCAAGCAUCAAGGCUUAUUUUGGGUUUUCAUGAUGCGUUUCAAUUGUAUAUUCACUUUCCGAAGUUACUCUCUCUGUUGCCCAGCUUGAACUAAACGGAGCUGGGCAGUUCAUUGGGAUGUCAGAGUAACACCCCUUUGGGGCUGCCUCUGGGGGACUGUGACCGGCUCCGGCGCUGGGGGCGUGGGGUGUCCACUGCUCACAGAGUGCUCGUGGAAUCACACUCACAUUAAGACUGUGAAUUACUCAUAGGCAGUAUUCAGACAUUUACAUUACCAAAAUAUAAGUAGUUCUUGUUCCUUUUCCCUUCUGAUGACUUUGGUUAACAGAGGAAGCCUUCUGUAAAAGUUACUCUAUUAAGUUUGGGUUUUUAAAAAAGCAUUUUACAGAUUGCGUGGGGGGAUAGUUCAGCAAAGUCUUGUUUUUGUCACUAAGAAGGUGAAAUGGAAUUUUUCUGGGCAUAUAUUCCCACCUUUUGUACUUGGUGGGGCAAAAACUUGUGUAGGUUUAAGCAGAUGAGCAGACACCAACUAAGCCAAGGUGAGCUUCUUGCCUGCUGCAAGUAAAACACAGGUCUCUUCAGAGUCAGGCCCUUGUCAGUCUUUGCUACAGCAAGUGCUAAGGAUGUUCUGUUUCUGGCCACAUUGUUUAGCAAGUGUUUGUAAGCUUUCUUUCAAAUACGGAAAAAAAAACUGUAAAACAUCCACUUUAACAUUUCAAACCUUAUUUUUGAGAUUUUCAGCAGGAAAAUUAUUUAAAGUAAUGGCAGGAAUUCCUGUGACAGAGGGUCCUUCAUUGGUGCCUUGACAAUCAGUGCUGUUUGAAUAGUGUUUGCUUUUCUCUUUAAAGGCUGAAUGGAAACCUAACGUCUGUUGACAUAAUUGUACUGCAGUGACAGUUUUAAAGAUUAGGAAUCCAAUUGGGAUAUUGAUCAGGAUUGAAUCCGUUUAAAAAUUCAGUUGUGAAUUUUGAAAAAAACCCCCAUAUUUUAAAAUUGUGAACUUGUUUUAUAUCCACGUUUGAAUUGUUUGUAUUCUGAAGGACAAAAUGCGCUCAUAUUUAAGUGGCAAUGAAGGCUCUGUUGUAAUAUUCUGUGCAAACUGUGGAAUGUGAAAUCACUUUCUGUACGUAAGCACAGAAAGCAGAGGUGUGAGACGCAGCCUAUUGCCAGGUGUCCAGCACCCCUGAGUAACUGGCUUCUCAAAUAUUUUUUAAUGAUCUCAGAUUAAUGAUAAUAAGGCAUGGGUCCAUUUUAAAAUAUUUCUGAUGAUUUUGUGUUAAAAGUAGGACUGAAUAAAUUUCCAAAAAAAAAAGGAUAUUCUUUAAGAAGAAAACACCUACAGAGCAUAUAUGUUAAAUUUCUCAUACGUGGACUCAAUGUUAAAUGUGGAAAUAUUUUUAAUAAUUACUCUGUAUUCCAGAAUACAUUGCAAGCCAGUGUUCUCACAGUUCCACGUUGUGAAGUGCUGUAUCCACCUGGAGUUCUGAGCUCCUACAAAACCAGCAAAUUUUUAUAAAAGGAAUAAUCUACUUUUAAUUCCUUGGGAUGUUUUCUGGAAGUCUAUGUUCAUUAUAAUUUAGAAAACUACUGUUUAUUUUAAUAUAUUUUAAUUUCAACUUUAGAAACUUGCAAAAGUUACGUAUUUCUCACAGCUUCUGUUGUGAAAUCAGCAACUGUUAUGUGUGGUAGCCUUUAAAAAUAAUAGCAUGUUCUUUUUUUUAAUCUGAAUUUUAUAUCUAAUCAAUGUCUUCAGUCAUGAAGAGAAAUUUGCAUUGUUGUGUUUGUAUAUAGAGUAUUGCAGUGCAUGAUUUAGCUUAUGCAUUUUAUUAAAUGCUGUUUAAAUGUGGCAGUAUAUUGUUGUGGCUUAAUACUACCUAAAGGAGGUUUAUACCAUUAAAGUAAAUUACAAAUAUAAA
Messenger RNA from Calidris pugnax (ruff), 10314 nucleotides. It is a transcript of the gene NR2C2, whose product is annotated as nuclear receptor subfamily 2 group C member 2. Gene Ontology annotation, biological process: anatomical structure development; positive regulation of transcription by RNA polymerase II; cell differentiation. NCBI's taxonomy places the organism in Eukaryota, Metazoa, Chordata, Aves, Charadriiformes, Scolopacidae. The transcript is spliced from 14 exons. Bases 319 to 2109 code for a protein of 596 amino acids. The record is from RefSeq and is a predicted model, not a curated record. Gene Ontology annotation, molecular function: nuclear receptor activity; zinc ion binding; RNA polymerase II cis-regulatory region sequence-specific DNA binding.